This is a messenger RNA of Didymodactylos carnosus, 935 nucleotides long. The record is from the annotation of a GenBank genome assembly. NCBI's taxonomy places the organism in Eukaryota, Metazoa, Rotifera, Eurotatoria, Philodinida, Philodinidae.
UGUUCUUAUGCAAUAUGAACCGAUUGAUGAAAUGUACCAUGCUAAUGUAUGUUAAAUGCAUCUGGUAUAUUGUCUAAUCUGCAGUUUGUGCUCUCUUUCAAAGGCUCUAGCGGUAUGUUUUCCAGCACGUGGGUAUUUCUCUAUUAUGUAAGCACUAGUAAACGUAGACCUGCUCAUUUUUCACGAAACAAAAAGUUAUUGAAUAAAUGUAGAUCGGUGUCUUUUUUCAAAGUACUCUCAACAGAAUAAGUGAGCUAAGUUGAGAAAAAUAUGCAGGCAUUCACAGUGAGAUUCGGAGAUUCGUAAUAAGCGACUGAGAUAUAGGAUGGAUACCGAGAGAAAAAUUUGGUUUACCUCUUUCGAGUAUUCAUAUGCCUGAUGUUCCAUUUUAUCAAGAAAAAUUACGUACUUCGAUGGAUAGGUGAGAGAUAGUGACUGACAUUUGAUCUGAUUUAUAUAAAUAUAGAUAAUUGUUUCUAUUUUUAACAAGAUAUUUUAUGAAACUGAAAGAAGAAAGUCCAGUUCAGAGAGCAAAUUGGUCUUGUACGUGCAUAAGUAUUUCAAUAUUUUUCUUCUUCAUGUCAAUUUUAAUACUAUUUAUAGUACAAAUUGAUGACAUUCUGUCAAAAAACUGUCACUUUCACAACGUUUCAAAAGUCGAUGAAAAUAUUACAUCCGAGAAUGCUGGUGAUAUUGUACAUCUCCGAGUCGAACGUCAAACUUUACGACGCCUUCCAAAAUCGAAAGAUAUUCUAUUUACAAUCAAAACAUAUCUGACGCCGAUGGCUGAAAUUGUCAAAGAUGUUGAUGUAGCGAAGCGACUUGCUUCAGCUAUUAGGAAUUGGCCACCAGAAGUGAUACACUAUAAGAGUGCCAAAUCUUAUAAAGAUCCGUUAUUGAAAUAUUUGGACAAAGUCACUGAUGCAAAACUGUGA